ACGACGAAGAUGUCCACGUUUAACGAAAUAAAAGAUUGGCCAUUGGAUGUCAUAGAUGAGCAGAUAAAGCGCUUAGAAAACAGCGUAUACCACUUAGAACGUACAAAUAAAGAGCUUUUAGCUUUCUUACCAAAGAAAUCUCAAAAUAAACUCAUAGAAGGCAGCUUUGAAGCACAAUCGAUCGGUUCCAGAGACCAAGAAAUCCAGGCGAUGGAGGAUGAAGAACAGCUCAGGAGGCUAUCAGACGAUAAUGGAGAUGAUACAGAGCUCGUAAAUGGCGUUAUAAAGGAGAAUGAAUACACUAUUGCAAGUCAAAAUGAGCGCAUAUCAUUACUCAAGUACGCGAAAGCAUUACGUCUCAACACACACGAGGAAGCACCUAAAGAGACACCUCCAGCACCAUCAACGGGUUUAGAAUUAUAAGUAAAUAAUAAAUUGGUUAACCAAAACAAAAACAAAACAAACAAAUUUCAGGAAGUGUAUAUCUUAAAUAGCAUCAGAAAGUUCAACUUGAAUACCGUUAUGCGGUUGUUGAUCACUCAUGAGCCACUUUGUAACGAAAUUGUCGUCAUGCUCUUCCAUUCCUUUCUUCAUGGACACUGAAGGGUAUGGUGUAGCAGCAGUUGGAGUGAUGGGUGUAGCCGACUCUGUAGGCGUAGCGUUGCUUUGAAGGUUACCCCCGUUAGUUUCGCUACCUUCCCUCUCAAUAAUUUGAGGCAACGACGAUUGUGAACUAGCAUGAUCAAUCUCUACCGUGUGGUUUUGCUGAGGUGACGACAUUUUACUAACACUAGCACUACCAGCUUCACUUUGUGUUUCUUUCUCCUCCUCUGAUUUAUUCUCUUCGAUUGAUGGUGCAAUUGGCACGGCAUUCAAAGCAGAGCUCGAUCCGGUAUUUGAUGAUCUAUUAUCUUGGGAUGAUUGUGAAACCUGGGAAUGAUAAGAACGUUGCGAUUGUUGUGAUUGUCGCGAGUUCGCUCCAACACUACUGCUUGACUGUGGCUUCAUCGAAGCAGAUGUAGAUGUGGAUGGUAUAGAUGUAGGUAUCUCUAAAGAUUUCAAGAAAGCGUCAAUAAACAACUUACACUCAUCGAGUGUCUGUGCGUUGUUAACUAUCUUAUGCAUCCUAACCAACUUCUCUUUAUGGACGUAUUCACUAGAAGUGACUGAUUCGGGCAUAGUCUGUACUCCGGAGCUGUAUUUGCCAGAGCUAAAUCUACCAUUUGUUGAUGUACUAGUAUGCUUUUCUGAUGACGAUUGAUUGUGUGAAUAGCUAGAGCCAGAUUGAUACUUUUCACCUCUUUCGACGUCAACCAAUGCAGGUACUGGUUUGCGUGGUGUAGCUGGUUUACCCUUCCUUUUGACACUAUGAGAGCGCACGCGCGCAGGUAAAGGAGCGCUGAAUGAUGGCGUCAUUGAUGGCGCCAUUUCAUCGGUAUUAAGACUAGAAGUGCGACUAAUGGCAGGCAUUGGUGGACUUAGAUUGAGGUUAUCUUGCGAAGAUUGAGUUCUCCUCAAAACAGCAGCUGCGUACUGGUCAGCAAUUGCAGAGCUCGAGCUUGGUAUCGGAUAUUGUUGCGCUUGUGCUGCUGAGAGCUUUGGUGAUUGCUGUAUUUGUACGUAAGAAGCUGGUGAAGUCGAGCGUUGUGGUGAUGGUGAUCUAGUAAAGCUCGUUGACAUUGGAAGUGGAGAUUGUAUUGGUGGAAGCUUAUCUUGUACCUGUGGCUGCGGCUGUGGUGGCGGUUGUGGUUCUACUGGCACCUGUGGCAGGACUUCUGAUUGUUUCAAGGAUGUCUCGGAGCGUAUUGAGGGUAUAGCAGGUGAUGGUGACUUUAAUGGAACGUCUGGGUGGCGUAUAGUUGAUGAACUUGACUUUGCAGUGGAGUUCGCGGAUAAAUUCACUGGGAAACCGGUCGUGGUGUUCAAAAUUGAAUUGUUUGAGUUAUUGUGUGCGUGCUUCGAGGAUUUAAAGAUUGACUUGAACUUGCUAGAGCUCUUCUUUGGCUGCAGCGGUGGUUUCGGAUUCCCGGGUGGCUCUGUAUUCAGGAAGGCUAUCAAAUCCCUGCUGAAAUCCGACAAGCCAGCUGUCUUAUGGUUUUGUUGCGAGUUCGGUUCAUCGUCUACACUAGAAGGAAGACUGUUGAUUGAUCUGCUCUCCUUUUGGUGUUCCCAUGGUGGUGUACUGUUCAAGAAGUCCAUCAGGGACUCCUUCGGUUUCGUGUAAACAACAUCGUCAUCGAACUCAUCUGCCUCAUCGAGAUGGUCAUCGUAAUAUCCCUGCUUGGAUCUUGUUGACAUCGUUCUCGUUGUUCUCGU
Messenger RNA from Wallemia mellicola CBS 633.66, 2316 nucleotides. RefSeq lists its product as hypothetical. The record is from RefSeq and is a predicted model, not a curated record. Gene Ontology annotation, biological process: proteasome regulatory particle assembly. Bases 10 to 423 code for a protein of 137 amino acids. Lineage: Eukaryota; Fungi; Basidiomycota; Wallemiomycetes; Wallemiales; Wallemiaceae. Gene Ontology annotation, molecular function: protein-macromolecule adaptor activity. The transcript has 2 exons.